GAACCCAGGCAGGGUUUAAGCAGGAUUCCGAAAGCUAAACUCAAAACUUUAUUCUCAUUUCUUCUUCUGUAUCAUCCUCUUCCUCUCUGAAACUCGUCCACGAUGGCGGAAGAGAAAGUGAGGAUUCGUGUUGUGUUUGAGGAUCAACGGAUUCUGAGUAAGUACCAGAAGAAGCAAGGUCUCAAGCGGAGCUGGGUUGUUCUGAAUCCUAAAUGCUAUCGAACUGUUGCAGACUUUACUAAUCAUCUACUUUCCACAUUCAGCCUCUAUCAAGCUUGCCCUCAUGGCCUCUCUCUAUCUAUGGACGGGUUCGUUUUACCACCAUUUGAGUCGAGCUGUCUAUUGAAGGAUAAAGAUAUCGUUUGUGUUAAGAAAAAGAAGGAGCCUUUGUUGGAGAUUGUUGAGGAAGACAGUGAGGAAAAUGUUUGUGCUGCGAUUGAGGCUGAGGAGGGAGCUUGGAAUCUUCCCGGUGAAAUGCUUCUUGCUAAUGAGGAAUUCCAGAAGGAAACUGGGGGAUAUGAAAGUGAGUCUGAGGAAGAGGAGCUUGAAGAGAAAGUCGAAGAGAUUGUGCCGGAGAAAAAGACUUCAAAGAAACGUAAAGCUUCGAGCAAAAGCCUAAGCUCCAAGAGGAAGAAGUGUAAGUUAGCUACUACUGAAGAAAGCCCCAUUGAAAGAAAAAAGGGAGCUAAUGUUGUAAAGAAGAGGAAAUCAUUGGAUGCACAGAGAACUGAAAAUGAUGAACAGGAUGAUGCUAAUGCCAAGCCUAUGACCAACUCAAAGAGGUCCUCGCAACAAGAAGAGAGCAAAGAGCCUAACGAAUUGUGCGACAUGUCUGCUGAAACUAAAAAGACACCUAGCAGAAGUGCUCGGCGUAAAAAAGCUAAACGGCAAUGGUUGAGAGAAAGGACAAAACUAGAGAAGGAAGAGCUUCUACAGAAGCAGUUGGCUGUAGCACCCAGCCAAAAACCAGCCAUCACUAUAGAUCACCAAGUAACCCAGGAAAAUCACUGUGAAGCUCUUGAAAAUCAACAGCCAGAUGAACAUGGUGAUGGUGUCGGGGAUGAAGUGGUUCCUGUGGAAGUGAGGCCAGGCCAUAUUCGCUUCAAGCCGCUCGCUGAAACAGAUCAAGCUUCCCCUGAAACUGAACCUCCUGCGGAAAAUUUCUUGUGGAAUGGAAACAUGACGAAGAAGAAAGGCCAAAAAUGGGGCACAGAGAAGACAGGAUUUUCCAAACGAUAUGCCCAGGAUUUGAAUGAAGGAUAUGCUCAGGACUUGAAUGAAGAUACUUAUCAGACACAGUCCCCUGAAGCUGAGACACUUGCUAAGGGUCAGAUUGACUAUGAAAAGCUUGUGGCUUACUCUGGAGCAGCAAAGAAAGGAGAUAUUAUUGCGUACCGCCUCAUUGAGCUAACAUCAUCUUGGACACCGGAAGUUUCCUCCUUUCGAGUUGGAAAGAUAAGCUACUAUGAUCCAGACUCCAAGAAGGUGACUUUGAUGCCUGUUCAAGAAUAUCCAAUCGAAAAGAAGAUGGAAGAGGACGACGAUUCCUCAAUGCAACCUGAUACGUCUCUUUAUAAAGAAGACGGAACCUUGGAGAUAGAAUUCUCUUCUCUGCUCGAUGUCCGCUGCAUCAAAACUAGCAACUCAGAUGCCACAGAAAUAGUCAAGUCAGCACCGCCCAAACCUGACCAAACAGCUAUAACUCAAAAGCUGAGCACAAGCAACGGUUUGCAAACCCCUGUAAAAGAAAAUGGAAAAGUGAAUCCGUGGGAAGAACUAAGUGAAGCUUUAAGUGCCAAAAAAGCAGAGUUAUCUCAGACCAACAAUGGCUGGAACAAGAAAGGGAGUUCGAGUGGAGGCUCAUGGUCUUACAAGGCACUGCGAGGCAGCGCAAUGGGUCCGGUAAUGAAUUAUCUGAGAUCUCAGAAAGAGAUCUGAGAAAGUAGGACUCCAUCUUUAAUUAUUUUGUUUUUAUGUUGUAAAGGCAUUGUUGAGUUUUUGCUAGGGUGAAGGUCUGUAUAGAGAAAAACGAUGAAUGUGUACUACUCCAAGACCUUUUUGAAACUUUAAGUUGAA
Messenger RNA from Eutrema salsugineum, 2076 nucleotides. RefSeq names its product coilin. Gene Ontology annotation, cellular component: Cajal body. The coding region runs from base 103 to 1938 and encodes 611 amino acids. The transcript is spliced from 13 exons. Lineage: Eukaryota; Viridiplantae; Streptophyta; Magnoliopsida; Brassicales; Brassicaceae. Gene Ontology annotation, molecular function: U1 snRNA binding; U2 snRNA binding. Gene Ontology annotation, biological process: spliceosomal snRNP assembly. The record is from RefSeq and is a predicted model, not a curated record.